Messenger RNA from Eruca vesicaria subsp. sativa (arugula), 1347 nucleotides. The record is from the annotation of a GenBank genome assembly. NCBI's taxonomy places the organism in Eukaryota, Viridiplantae, Streptophyta, Magnoliopsida, Brassicales, Brassicaceae.
AUGAUUCCUCGCCCUUCCGUCGAUGAUUCCGAUCAUGUUACAUCCCUUGUCACACCGUAUCAAGAACGCCUCCGUUACGUUACCAUCUCCGUCGCAGAUCAACCACCCGACGUUCAUCUCGAUACGCAAGCCUACAUGGACAACCAAAAGCCCAAACUGAGAGACGCAGUCUCCAGAAUCCUCGAUCCAACAAGAGCCGACUCGCUGACGCGGCUCGCCGGAUUCGUUGUCGACAUGUUCUGUACAUCAAUGAUAGAAGUAGCUGACGAAUUCAAACUUCCAACUUAUAUGAUGUACACGUCGAACGCUGCGUUUCUCGGAAUCACGCUUCAUCUCCAGUUGAUGUUCGACGAGAAGAAGUAUGACGUCAGCGAGUUGGAUGACUCAGUCAACGAGUUGGAGUUUCCGUGUUUGACUCGUCCUUACCUGUUAAAUUUCUUUGACUCAGUCAACCGCAUCAGCAAUCCGCAUGGGCACGGAUUCCAAGAAGUUGAAAGGUAUUUUACCGUUGCGGAGCUGGAGCCUCAGUCUUUGAAUAUAUUCUCUGGUGACCUUUCUCAAGUGUAUCCAGUGGGACCUCUGUUACACCUCCAUAACGACGACGUCGAAGGGAAGGAAUCGGAGAUUUUACAGUGGCUCGACGAGCAACCGGAGAGAUCGGUUGUGUUCCUCUGUUUCGGGAGCAUGGGAGGUUUCAACGACAAACAAACGAGAGAGAUAGCAGUCGUGUUAGAACGAAGCGGUCACCGGUUUCUCUGGUCUCUCCACCGAGGAUCACCGAAUAUAAUGACGGAGCCUCCCGGAGAUUACAAGAAUUUGGAGGAAGUUUUACCCGAGGGAUUCUUCGAUCGGACGUCGGAGAGAGGGAAGGUGAUCGGAUGGGCCCCAAAAGUGGCGGUGCUAACUAAGCCGGCGAUCGGGAGCUUCGUGACUCACUGUGGAUCAAACUCGAUGCUUGAGAGCUUGUGGUUUGGCGUUCUGAUGGUGACGUGGCCGCUCUAUGCGGAGCAGAAGAUAAGCGUGUUCGAGAUGGUGGACGAGCUUGGAAUGGUGGUGGAGAUACGGAGGUUUUUUAGAGGAGAUUUGUUGGCUGGAGACAUGGAGACGUUUACGGUGAAGGAUAUAGAGAGAGCGAUCAGGCGCGUGAUUGAGCAGAAUAGUGACGUCAGGAACAUGGUGAAGGAGAUGGCUAAGUGCCGCGUGGCGUUACAGGACGGCUUUGUGGAAGUUUAUACGAGACGUGGUCGAAAAUGCUGUGGCCUAAUUGGAUGGAAUCAUGUGGAGUCAAAGUUGAAAGGAAUCUCCCUAUACAUUAAAAGAGAAGUCACUUUAGUGAUUUCUCAAUAG